AUGAAGAUUGAGUUUUAUAAGAACUACUCAGAAGUGACAGAAUUUAUCCUGCUAGGGUUCAGAACCCACCCAAAGCUACAAGUUCUCUUAUUUCUAGUGUUCUUGCUGAUCUACAUGGUUACACUGACUGGAAAUAUCAGCAUGAUUAUUGUCAUUAAGAUGGACUCCAGACUUCACACACCUAUGUAUUUCUUCCUUAGAAACUUGUCCUAUUUGGAUCUCUGCUAUUCAACAGUCAUUGCUCCCAAAACAUUAGCCAACUUCUUGUCUAAUGAAAAGAAAAUUUCUUACAAUGGCUGUGCAACCCAAUUUUUCUUCUUUGCUCUAUUUGUUACAACAGAAGGUUUCCUUCUGGCUGUAAUGGCAUAUGACCGAUUCUCAGCUAUUUGUUCCCCUCUCCUUUAUCCUGUGCACAUGUCCCCAAAAGUCUGUGUUAGAUUGGUAACUGGAUCUUAUGUCUGUGGAUGCAUCAACUCCAUAGUCCAAACAGGUUUCACUUUCAGUCUGCAUUUCUGUGGGGAAAACAGAUUGGACCAUUUUUUCUGUGAUGUCCCAGCUCUGAUCAAGAUCUCUUGUGUUGACACCUUUGUGAAUGAGAUUGUACUCUUCGUUCUCUCUGCUCUCAUCAUCAUCGUAACUACAACUGUCAUCCUAGUUUCCUAUGCUUACAUCCUCUCCACUGUCCUCAAGAUCCCCUCAAGCCACGGCAGGAGUAAGACCUUUUCUACAUGUGGUUCCCAUGUAGCAGUGGUGAGUAUAUUCUAUGGGACUGUAUUCUUCAUGUAUGCGCAACCUGGUGCCAUCUCCUCUCCACAGGAAGACAAGAUUGUAGCUGUGCUCUAUACCCUAGUAAUACCAAUGCUUAACCCUCUUAUAUAUAGUAUGAGAAACAGAGAUGUAAAAGAUUCUGUGAAGAGAAUAUUAUGCAAGAAAUGA
Molecule: messenger RNA, 936 nt
Organism: Erinaceus europaeus (western European hedgehog)
Lineage: Eukaryota; Metazoa; Chordata; Mammalia; Eulipotyphla; Erinaceidae
Product: olfactory receptor 9S13-like
Exons: 1
Coding region: 1-936 (311 amino acids)
Biological process (GO): G protein-coupled receptor signaling pathway; sensory perception of smell
Cellular component (GO): membrane
Molecular function (GO): olfactory receptor activity; G protein-coupled receptor activity; odorant binding
Source: RefSeq, a predicted model, not a curated record